UUGUCUGGACGUAGCAGAGCGUGGUCUCAAACACUGCAACAGAGCAGUGGACUGGCAAAAGCCCCUUACAGUGGACAGAUAAGCUUGACAGGCAGCAGUAAGGAUACUCAGGAGCUGCCAGACCAUUCCAUGGAGCCUGUUAUAGAUGACUACAAGAAGAUGGGAACUCUUUUUGGUGAACUGAAUAAAAGCUUGAUCAGCAUGGGUUUCACGAGGAUGUAUUUUGGAGAACGGAUUGUGGAACCCGUAAUAGUCAUUUUCUUCUGGCUUCUGCUGUGGUUCCUUGGCUUCCAAGCUCUUGGACUAGUGGCUGUCCUUUGUCUUGUCAUUAUUUAUGUGCAACAGUAAAAAUGGCUAAACGACCUGUGGUUUGACACCUGGUAACCAUGCUAUGUGAUGAUGAAUCUGUGUAUUUAAGUAAGUAACCCCUGCAGAAGGCGGCUUUUUUCCAACUGAGUGACUCGAUCACGUUGCAAUGAACUUCGGAGUGGAUGCUCUUUGAAUUUACAGUCAAUCCUUGUUUGCCCAAGGACUAAAUUGAUCUAGUUUGUGAGUUAUCCAAGCCCAGUUGUUUCUCCUCCUCCUUCAGUGCUCCACUUCCAGAAGAUAAAAAGAGAAGAUGGAAUUCAAACCAGUCAGUCUUAUUGUUUUUAAGGUAUUUGUUAAGCACUUACUGUGGGUCAGGCACUGUCUACAAUGCUCUGCACAUAGUAUUGUUAAGAAAAGCAACAAUUCUGACUCCUCUUCGGAAGGGGAAGAAAAUGGCACCAGAGGAAUCGCCCCAGCUAAUUGGAUCCUUUCUAUCAGAUCAUUCCCAGCAUCCAGAGACCACAGCAACUCUCAUCGGAAGCUUUCGACAACUGGACACUGAUUUUGUUUUUUCCCUUUCACCGUGCGGCAUUGUAAACUGAGUUGCUUAGGCCGUUGCGCUCUGUGGUAAAUCCAAUUCCGAGGUAUUGUCUUGCACGCUGCAAGAUGAGUUUGUACAUUUUAUUUCUCAGAGGACACCCAGUGUGUUUUUCUUAACUUUUACAGUUUUAUAACUCUUUGUAAUAAUUACUGCUUUUAAGUUCCUAACUAGGCAGCGUUCUUUUCUUAACUUGUUGCUACUUAAUCUGAACUUCGUAGCUCAAUUGAUGGCAGUUGAUUCUUAAGUAGGGUGACUGGAAAUAUGAUUCAGGAGUAUUUGAAUCAGGAAUUGUGUGGGUUGAACGAUGAAUCAAAAUCUCCUUAAAAUAUACCUUAAAAAAAGUUGGGAACUCAGGUAAAAUAUGGACUUUUUAUUAGCUACAGUCUAUUUAAAACCCAUUCUGGCCAGGAAAAUAUGCAGGGUUACGACAGUAUUCUUUGCUGUCUACGUAGGUAAUUUUAGAUAAAAGGACUGCCUCUGAGGAAAAGGCAGUUUGGGGUGUUUUUUUUCUCUUUUUUUGGUCCUGGCCUAUGCAGAUUAGCCGUCAGUGAACUGAUUUAUCCGGUUAACAGUUCAACUCUUUGUGAUAACACAGUGAAAGGGAAGAAAAACGCUUAUUGCGUUGAUGUCAAUAUGGCUCCUUUCAGAAGCACUCCAAUGUUUGAUUGACUAUUAUAGAUUAAAUUUUUAUCUACCAUCUAACCCCAAAACAAUCCUGGUCAGGGGGGUUAAGAGUAAAUUUGUAUAAAUAAGGGCAGUUUACAACUUUGGCCUUAAUUUUUUUACAGGAAUGCCUUUGUACAGAUCUCUACUAGCAUGCAUUUACUGGGUUUCUAGAUUUUUUUUACUGUCCAAAUCUACUCGUCACGUACCAUUGUUUAAAUGCAAACUAUGGGAAAGGAUGAGUUUCUUCAGAACUAGAGGGGCUUUUUUGGUGUUUUAACAACAACCCGAAUAUGGGGUGACUGUAUUCAUUUAUACCCAAGUAGUUUUCUGAAGUGCAAAGGAGGCCUGGAAAUGUGUUUCUCGGCAUGAAAUAGUCUUAAUUGCAUUCUUUUCUAAUGUUGCUGAGGGUUUGGAUCUCCAUUCGGAAAGGAAAAACUUAAAAUUUUCGUAAUAACGCCUCUCGUCCCUUCAGUGCCUGUGGCAAAAACAUGUUUUAAGAACAUUCUUGGGUACAUUACACAGCAUAGUUUCAAUAUAAUGCAUUGCUAAUGGUCCUGAUGAAGGUCGUGAUUGUAUAUGUGUUUGUUUUGUUAAAUUAUAAAAUAAAUCCACCGAGAAUUUGCA
Tachyglossus aculeatus (Australian echidna) is the source of this 2200-nucleotide messenger RNA. RefSeq names its product family with sequence similarity 241 member A (gene FAM241A). The transcript has 3 exons. NCBI's taxonomy places the organism in Eukaryota, Metazoa, Chordata, Mammalia, Monotremata, Tachyglossidae. The annotation marks the transcript as partial. The record is from RefSeq and is a predicted model, not a curated record. Gene Ontology annotation, cellular component: intracellular membrane-bounded organelle.